AGCCGAAAUCCCUGAUAACGCGGCGCGCGCUCCCGCUCAGCUCUGAAUGGGGGCUCAGUCCAGCCGGUGACAGCUCGUCCAGUCCGUCUACCUAAUCCACGGCUCGCUCCUCCGCUCCAGUCCGCCGCUCUCCGACUCCCCGGCAGUCCACGGGCCCCGCUCCUCCGGUAUUACCCAGUUAUUCAGGAAUGAGAAAUGAUGGCCGGCUCUGCAGCAGAGGAGAAAACCUUCCGACGGUUCCUGGAGCUCUUUGUCCGGGAGAUGAGGAUGCCUUUGCAGGAGAGCGACCCGGUGCCAAUGCGCCCCUUGUCGGACCUGGUGUCUGAGGACGAAGUGGAGGGGGAAUGCCUGGACCUGUGUCUCCAGCACCUCUACAAAUACAAUUGCCCCUGCUCGCUGGCCGCCGCUUUGGCCAGAGCCACAGCAGACAGCCUCCUUCAGUCCGACCUCUCCAUCCACAACCUCAACAAGACUGUAGAAGAUGGAGCUGACCCAUUACCACAGAUGGAGUCAGUGAAGAUGGCCCGGCUGGUGUUUAACAGACUGUUUGAGACAUGCUGCCUCUGGCAGAAGGAGCUGCCCUUCCGCCGCCGUCCACAGCCGUACUAUGAAACAUCCAUCCACGCCAUCAAGAACAUGAGGCGCAAGAUGGAAGACAAGCAUAUCAUCAUCCCUGACUUCAACUCACUCUUCAACAUUCAG
Messenger RNA from Cyprinodon tularosa, 702 nucleotides. Its product is annotated as protein phosphatase 1E-like. The record is from RefSeq and is a predicted model, not a curated record. The transcript has 4 exons. The annotation marks the transcript as partial. Lineage: Eukaryota; Metazoa; Chordata; Actinopteri; Cyprinodontiformes; Cyprinodontidae.